Messenger RNA from Manacus vitellinus (golden-collared manakin), 3263 nucleotides. RefSeq names its product ADAM metallopeptidase with thrombospondin type 1 motif 8 (gene ADAMTS8). Gene Ontology annotation, molecular function: zinc ion binding; metalloendopeptidase activity. NCBI's taxonomy places the organism in Eukaryota, Metazoa, Chordata, Aves, Passeriformes, Pipridae. The record is from RefSeq and is a predicted model, not a curated record. Gene Ontology annotation, biological process: extracellular matrix organization; proteolysis. Bases 1 to 2163 code for a protein of 720 amino acids. The transcript has 9 exons.
AUGGGGCACUGCCAGGGUCCUGCUGCUGGCUCUCCCACUGUCAAAGCGAUCCUGGAGAACCACGUCCUGACCCUGAUGUCCAUGGCUGCUCACAUCUACAAGCACCCUAGCCUGAAAAACUCCAUCAACCUGGUGGUGGUGAAGGUGCUGGUGGUGGAGGAGGCAGCAGCGGGGCCAGAGGUGUCAGACAAUGGAGGCCUUACCCUGAGGAACUUCUGCAGUUGGCAGCAAAGGUUCAACCCACUGAGCGACCGGCACCCAGAGCACUAUGACACGGCCAUCCUGCUCACCAGACAGGACUUCUGUGGACACCAAAGCUGCGACACGCUGGGAGUGGCAGAUAUUGGUACCAUGUGCGACCGCAACAAGAGCUGCUCGGUGAUCGAGGACGAGGGCCUGCAGGCAGCCUACACCCUGGCUCAUGAACUGGGCCAUGUGCUCAGCAUGCCCCAUGAUGACUCCAAGAACUGCGAGCGGCUCUUUGGACCUCUUGGUGAGCACCAUAUGAUGGCUGCUCUCUUCAUCCACUUGAACAAGACCCAGCCCUGGUCUCCCUGCAGCGCCAUGUACCUCACCGAGUUCCUGGAUGGAGGGCAUGGUGACUGCCUGCUGGACGCCCCAGCUGAGGCCCUGUCCCUGCCUGCCGAGCUGCCCGGUCAAAGAGCCCUGUACAGCCUGGACCAGCAAUGCCAGCAGAUCUUCGGGAAGGACUUCCAGCACUGCCCCAACACCACAGAGCAGGACAUCUGUGCCCAGCUCUGGUGCAGGACGGGCAGUGGGGAGCCCCUCUGCCACACCAAGAACGGCAGCUUGCCCUGGGCCGACGGGACGCCCUGCAAAGCCAACGGGCUGUGCUGGGACGGGCGCUGUGUGCCACAGGAUGCCCUGAAACCCCAGCUGGCAGUGGAUGGCAGCUGGGGCCCCUGGAGCCCCUGGGGCUCCUGCUCGCGGAGCUGCGGUGGAGGCGUCCAGUUCUCCCACCGGCACUGCGACAGCCCCAAGCCCCAGCAUGGUGGGAGCUACUGCGAGGGCCAGAGGACCAAGUACCAGUCCUGCCACACUGAGGAGUGCCCACCAGAUGGGAAGAGCUUUCGGGAGCAGCAGUGUGAGAAGUACAACAGCUACAAUUUCACGGAUCUGGAAGGGAAUCGCCUGGAGUGGGUUCCCAAGUAUGCAGGAGUGUCCCCUCGGGACCGGUGCAAGCUCUUCUGCAGAGCCCGAGGGAGGAGCGAGUUCAAAGUCUUUGAGGCCAAAGUGAUUGAUGGGACGCUGUGUGGCCCGGAGACCCUCUCCAUCUGUGUCCACGGGCAGUGCAUCAAGGCUGGUUGUGAUCACAUCGUUGGGUCCUCCAAGAAGCUGGACAAGUGUGGGGUGUGUGGUGGUAAUGGCUCCACGUGCAGGAAAAUAUCUGGCUCGCUCAACAGAUCCAAAUAUGGCUACAACGACAUCGUCACCAUCCCAGCCGGAGCCACCAACAUCGACAUCAAGCAGCGCAGCCACCGCGGGGUCCGGCACGAUGGGAAUUACCUGGCCCUGAGGACCCUUGAGGGCAAGUACCUGCUGAACGGAGACUUUGCCAUCUCAGCCAUGGAGCAGGACAUCCUCAUUAAGGGAACCAUCCUGAAAUACAGCGGCUCCAUGACAACCCUGGAGAGGCUGCAGAGCUUCCGACAGCUCCCGGAGCCCUUGACUGUGCAGCUGCUGACCAUCGCCAGUGAGGUCUUCCCACCAAAAGUCAAGUACACCUUCUUCAUCCCCAAGGACAUACCAUUCAGCAAGCAGAAGGGCAAAGAGAAGAAGUCGCCCAAUGUCAUCCGCCCUAUGCUGAACUCCCAGUGGAUCCUGGGUGACUGGUCCGAGUGCUCCAAGACAUGCGGCUCUGGCUGGCAGCGGCGGACAGUGGAUUGCCGGGAUGUGGAGGGUCAAACCUCCUCCACCUGUGACAAAUCCCUCAAACCUGAGGACAUAAAGCCCUGUGGAGACAUGCCAUGCCCUCUCUGGCGCCUGGGCCCCUGGUCUCCCUGCUCCCAAACUUGUGGUGAGGGUGUGCGGACGCGGAAUGCCUCUUGCAUCGAUUACACCGGGAAAAUCACUGCCCCGGAGAAAUGCAGCUCUCCAGGGCCACCACCAGCCACAGCCGCCUGUGUCCUGCAGCAGUGCUGAGCCACGCCAGAAUUCGCGGAGCCAAGGAUGCCGCGGGAUCCCACCAUGCCAGGGCAGGACAGCAAGGGUGCCGUAGGCUUGCUUACCAGACAACCAACCACUCUCCAGUGGUUCAUCCUCACCCCAUUGAUGUCUACCUCAGAGUGAGGAAUAAUGGCGGCAAAAUGAGGAGGAAUCACUUCUUUUUCUUUCUUUCUUCCUUUCUCUCUGGCUGGCUGCUCACAGGCAAGUUGUAAUUUAAAGGGAAAAAUAAGCAUAGGGUGUUUCCGAAGAGCUGUGGCUGAACGUCGUUGCAGAUUCCUUUUGGGAGGUUCACUGGGAGAAAAUGUGGAGUCCGGGUUUGCCAUCACCCUGUCCCAGCUGCAGGUCAAGGAGAUCCAGGGUGGGUGGCUUUGCUGAUAAAAUUGGGAUCCCUGUGCAAAAGGUGUGGAAUGGGUUGCCGUCCCCUCCCUGCAGCAGCAUGGGUGUCCUUGAGCGUGAGAAGUGUUUUAUCAGCUGUGUGUUAACUUGGGAGAUAAAUUGCUUGUUUGGAUGGGAGCAGGAAUAAGCUGAGGACGAGAUCAUGGCAUGAGUGAGGCAGGAGAACAGGUGAGGUGUUCGUGGUGGUUUCUGCUAAAUUUAUAAUCCACAAACUGACAAACCUCUUCUCCGAACACCCCCAACAUCUGCAGAGUUAUUCCUAGAGCUGCUACCCCAUCCAUGUCCCCAUUUCCCCAGCUUUAAAACCAAGGCUUAAUUACACCUGAUCUGGCUUACAGGGUUGCUGUGAGGAUUAAUUAAUUGCUAAUUCUGCAGUGCUCUGACUGUGAAAUGCCCAUUGCAAUAUCCCACUCCUUCUCUGGAGCGGACACUCUGGUGUACCAGCCUUUCCUCUCUCAUCCUUUGCUUUCAGGCCCCUGCAGACUCAUUUUUUUUCAUCUCUGCUUGAAUUUUGGAGUUAAUUUGCUAACCUGGCUUGCAGCAGGAUAAGCCCAGGACCUGUAGAGGUCCUUGCCCAGGACCUUGCCAGAGGUCACUGAUGCCACUCUCCACCUCUGCUUUCCCGGGAUAUUGAAGUUGCUCGGAUCUGAUGCCAGCUCCAGCCUUCCUUGAGCAAUUCU